Molecule: messenger RNA, 1702 nt
Organism: Lecanosticta acicola
Lineage: Eukaryota; Fungi; Ascomycota; Dothideomycetes; Mycosphaerellales; Mycosphaerellaceae
Source: the annotation of a GenBank genome assembly
AUGGACUCUGUUGGCGAGAAGCGGCCAAGGUCUCAACCGGAACCCGAGCUGGCAUUGAAAGGCACAAAUGAGUCGAACAGAAGGACUUCGAUCAUUUCCAAGGCGGGCGAGAUCAUCAAUGCUUCUGGCCAUCGAGACCAACUGAAGCGUCAGUAUGGGUUGUUGGAGAUCUGUGGACUGGCACUCACCAUCGACAACGCUUGGAUUGCCUUCGCAGGCUCGCUUUCUGUAUCCGUCCUCAAUGGCGGACCUCCUGGCAUCCUCUACGAAUAUAUUCUAGCGUCUUCAUACUACGCCUUGAUAGGCGCGAGUAUUGCCGAGCUCGCUUCUGCGAUUCCGAGCAGUGGCGGUGUAUACCACUGGGCAUCAGUUACUCCUGGGCCCAGCUAUGGUCGAAUGUUGGGCUUCUUUACCGGUACGUGGGCAUCAGAUCGCUUCACAUACGAAGUGAAGAUCGAAGCUGAUUCUAUUUGUGAUUAGGCUCACUCAACUUCUUCGGAUGGAUAUUCGACCUGGCGUCCAUCAUCAGCAUCCCGGCAAAUGUCGUGGUUCAGAUGUAUGCGCUCUUCCAUCCAGACUUCGUCAUCGAACCAUGGCACUCAUACGUUGCUUUCGUCUGCAUCUUGUGGCUGGUCACGGCGUUCGUCAUUCUCUGCAAUAGGCUCAUACCAUACUUGCAACAUGCUGGUCUGUUCCUUAUCAUUGUCGGUGGACUGGUGACCAUCAUAGUUCUUGCCGCGAUGCCAAAGCAACACGCCACCAACUCCUUUGUCUGGACGGACUGGACAAACCUGACUGGCUUGCCCGACGGAGUCGCAUUUCUUGCUGGUGUGCUAAAUGGAGCUUUCACCAUCGGGACACCAGACGCCGUUACCCAUCUCGCAGAGGAGUUGCCAAAUCCGAAGGUGGAUCUGCCAAAGGCCGUCUUUGCCCAAGUCGGACUUGGCUUUGUAACAGCAUUCGUCUUCGCAAUCACGCUCUUCUACGGUAUCAACGACCUGGACGCAGUGGUCAACAGCAAUGGCUCCUUUCCGCUAGCUGAAGCAUACGCACAAGCGACAGGUAGCCGAGGCGCAACUUUCGGCCUGUUGCUGAUUGUCUUCCUUUCCAUUAUGCUUUGUGCGGUCGGUACGGUCCUCAUGCUCGGUCGUCUCUGGUGGGUCCUAGCCCGCGACAACGCGACGCCAUUUCCCGCCUUCUUCUCUCAGGUCAAUGAGAAGCUAUCUUGCCCAGUCCAAGCAACGAUCUUGUGCUCCAUCCUAACGACAGGCUUCGGCGCUAUUCAGCUUGGUUCCUCAAAAGCCUUCACGGACCUCGUAGGCUCUUUCAUCAUUCUGACAUCGACAUCCUACUUGCUCGCGAUACUGCCACACGUUCUGACGAAGCGGCAAAAUGUACCACCUGGACCGUUCUGGAUGGGCUUUACUGGAUACAUCGUCAAUGGUGCGGCUUGCGCACUCAUUGUGUUCUUCAACAUUUUCUUCUGCUGGCCUUAUGCGUAUCCUGUCACUGUAUCGGGCAUGAAUUGUGAGUCCAGUAGCCUGGAUGCCGUGGUGGAGUUGUUUUGAUAGCUAACGCGGUGACAGAUAACUCCGUCAUUCUUGUGGGCGUCGUGGUGCUUACGAUAUUCUGGUGGAUUGUACACGGACUGAGGAAAUAUCCAGGGCCAAAGUUGGCUCAGUUGUAUAUUGAAGGUGUGUGA